Molecule: messenger RNA, 1905 nt
Organism: Cercocebus atys (sooty mangabey)
Lineage: Eukaryota; Metazoa; Chordata; Mammalia; Primates; Cercopithecidae
Gene: UPK1A
Product: uroplakin 1A
Exons: 7
Coding region: 677-1468 (263 amino acids)
Cellular component (GO): membrane
Source: RefSeq, a predicted model, not a curated record
CCGCUUACCUCAGUUUCCCAAAGUGCUGGGAUUACAGGCCUGAGCUACCACGCCCUCCCCUGAUUUGGAUCUUGCUCCUACUUCCAGGAAGGCCCAUGUCCUAGCAAGAGAGAUGCCAGGUGGUGUGCGCACCCCUCCACCCCCAACUCCACCACCAACGGAGCCUGGGACCCAGAGGCCAUGGGUCCUACACAAUCUGGAAUUUCAAGUCUAUAAAUCAUGGGGGUGGCAGGGAGCCCAUAGAAGCUGUUCACCCAUCCUGGUCUGCCGGCUCGGCCUCUUGUCCACCCCCUGCCGUGCCCCAAAACACACAUACACACCCUCCCUCUUUCCUGGGAGACCGGCCCAAGGAGGGGCCUGGGCAUAUAUAGAAGCCACAGUGGGUGGAGAUGGCCAGAGAGGCUGCAGACAGAGAAGGUGAGGAGGGGACUCUGGAAGUCUGGGUGUGGCAUAGGGGGUCUGAGGCUCAGGAAGGGGCAGUGCCAAGUUCGGGCCAGUGACUGCCCCACCGGAGCCUGGGUGUCCUCUUCUGCAAAAUGCCUCCCCGCCAGGGCUGUGGGCACAUCGGUACCAGCCUGGGCCCUGCAGAGAGCUGGAGCAACCCCUCGCAGCUGGGGUGUGGCUCAGAGAUGGGGGGUUCGGCUGGCCCUUUACACUCCUGGCCUCAUCCUUGCUCAUGUGUCCCAGGAUGAUGGCGUCUGCAGCAGCAGCAGAGGCCGAGAAGGGAUCUCCAGUUGUGGUGGGCCUGCUAGUUGUGGGCAACAUCAUUAUUCUGCUGUCAGGCCUGGCCCUGUUUGCCGAGACCGUAUGGGUGACAGCCGACCAGUACCACAUAUACCCACUGAUGGGAGUCUCAGGCAAGGAUGACGUCUUCGCUGGCGCCUGGAUUGCCAUCUUCUGCGGCUUCUCCUUCUUCGUGGUAGCCAGUUUUGGUGUGGGCGCCGCGCUCUGCUGCCGCCGGUCCAUGGUCCUCACGUACCUGGUGCUCAUGCUCAUCGUCUACAUCUUCGAGUGCGCUUCCUGCAUCACGUCCUACACCCACCGUGACUACAUGGUGUCCAGCCCAUCCCUGAUCACCAAGCAGAUGUUGACCUUCUACAGCGCUGACACCCACCAGGGCCAGGAGCUGACCCGCCUCUGGGACCGCGUCAUGAUUGAGCAAGAGUGCUGUGGCACAUCUGGUCCCAUGGACUGGGUGAACUUCACGUCAGCCUUCCGGGAGGCCACUCCGGAGGUGGUGUUCCCCUGGCCCCCACUGUGCUGUCGCCGGACGGGAAACUUCAUCCCCCUCAACAAGGAAGGCUGCCGCCUGGGGCACAUGGACUACGUGUUCACCAAGGGCUGCUUUGAGCACAUCGGCCAUGCCAUUGACAGCUACACGUGGGGCAUCUCGUGGUUUGGGUUUGCCAUCCUGAUGUGGACGCUCCCAGUCAUGCUGAUUGCCAUGUAUUUCUACACCACGCUCUGAGGGACAAGACGGGAAGGCAACAUACACACCCCGGCCUCCUCUGCAUCCUCCCCCUGCUUCCUCCGCUGGGGCCUGGAUGGUUGCCUCAUGUCUGCCCUCCCAACCUCCCUAGCCCUUACCUCCUUCCACUUCCAAUAUCUUUUUCCAGGUUCCUGUGCCUCGGGUGUGCCCUGAAACCCCAGGGCUUGUGUGCACAUAUCUUUAGCCUUGACCUCACUCCACUUGGCUGGUUCUUGCCCAACUUUCAAGGGACCUCUCCAUGAUCCCAUCUCACAUUCACAGACACCUCUCCUGUAGCUCUCUGAGCUCCUCCUUCAUGGCAGGCGUCGCCAUUCUUGUUGAACAGUUUGUGAUUGCCGUUUGAGCUCUGGAAGCCUUGAUUGCCAUGAGAGUUCUGUCACGGUCACUUUACUGUCCCCAUCAUCACCCAGCACGGG